Molecule: messenger RNA, 489 nt
Organism: Sceloporus undulatus (fence lizard)
Lineage: Eukaryota; Metazoa; Chordata; Lepidosauria; Squamata; Phrynosomatidae
Gene: RPL37
Product: ribosomal protein L37
Exons: 4
Coding region: 153-446 (97 amino acids)
Biological process (GO): translation
Cellular component (GO): ribosome; cytosolic large ribosomal subunit
Molecular function (GO): RNA binding; structural constituent of ribosome
Source: RefSeq, a predicted model, not a curated record
CUUCCUUUCUCUCUAUCAUAGAAUACGCUCUGUCUCUUUCAGCGACGGAACCCUUUCGGUGUUGCACACCUCCCUUCACCGGAAGUGCGGUGCUGAUAUUCCGGAAGUUGGGGGCGGAGGUAGUUCUUUUUCCUUGAGGCGGCUGAAGGAAGAUGACAAAAGGAACAUCAUCCUUUGGUAAGCGUCGCAAUAAGACGCACACCUUGUGCCGUCGAUGUGGAUCCAAGGCCUACCACCUCCAGAAGUCCACCUGUGGGAAAUGUGGCUAUCCUGCUAAACGCAAGAGAAAGUACAACUGGAGUGCUAAGGCCAAGAGGCGCAAUACUACUGGGACUGGCCGGAUGAGGCAUCUGAAAAAGGUCUACCGCAGAUUCAGGAAUGGAUUCCGUGAAGGAACAGCACCAAAGCCCAAGAGAGCUGCUGUUGCAGCUUCCAGCUCAUCUUAAGGACUCAAAUGUGUCUGUUUAAAAUAAAUGGUGUGACCAGUGG